This is a messenger RNA of Anopheles nili, 765 nucleotides long. RefSeq lists its product as uncharacterized. The record is from RefSeq and is a predicted model, not a curated record. Lineage: Eukaryota; Metazoa; Arthropoda; Insecta; Diptera; Culicidae. Bases 1 to 765 code for a protein of 254 amino acids. The transcript has a single exon.
AUGGCCCAGCAAAAGUUCUUUUCCGGGCUGACGGAGGGUAUGAUCAAUCGGGCGGCCGGUGAACGGCCUGAUCGGCAGAAGACGCACUUCUACUGGCCAGACGAGUACGCCCCGGAACCGGUUUCACCGAUCAACGAACGCCAGCCGCUCAACCGCACCGAAAGUCCGCCCCGGCUAAACCAACAUUCAACGCCGGAACCGCGGGAACGCACGCCCAAGCACGCGGAAUCCCACAUCCGGCUGGACGAUGGUGUGGGUUCGUCCUUCGGUGAGCUGGAACGGACACGCGCGCACGAGCGCUUCCGGAUCGAGCAGUUCCUGCGCCAGCAGUCGGAAGAGGAUACGGGCGAGGCGGCCAGAGCCAAGCGUCUCAGCACGCUACAGUCGAAGAUCGAGUUCUACGACUACUGCUCACCACCGGCGGGAACGCCGAGGACGCGGGUGGCACGUACCAGGACACCCGGAAACGGAUACGGCGGUACACCCGGAUCGGACCACAUGCCUGAAAAUGGGUACGACGACACAUUCGGUGGCGGUGUGGACGAGCUGGACGGUGAUGAUCGGAGCGUGUGCUCAUCCGCAAGUGGCCACCGGUCGCAACCGGAAGUGCCCGAGCACAAACGCAACUCCCAGCGGCAUCUACGAUCAAGCAUCAACUUCCACAACGGUUGUGCGACUGCUGAUGAGAGUGAGAUCUCACGGAAACCGCUCAGUGUGCGUGAUUCGGCCACAACCCGUGUCGGUGUUGGCCUGCCCAACCUCUAG